GCACAGUGGCGGAGUACUAUGGGCACAGUGGCGGAGUACUAUGGGCACAGUAGUGGAGUAUUAAGGGCACAGUGGUGGAGUAUUAUGGGCACAGUGGCGGAGUACUAUGGGCACAGUAGUGGAGUAUUAUGGGCACAGUGGUGGAGUACUAUGGGCACAGUGGAGGAGUACUAUGGGCACAGUGGAGGAGUACUAUGGGCACAGUGGCGGGGUACUAUGGGCACUGUAUCGGACACUGGAGGAGCCGGGCGCGGGGCGGAUAUCCCGGGAGAUCGGGGAUGGGGCAGUGGAGGAGGCGAUGACAGGAGGAGAGGCGGGGCCGGGGGAGGAGUCAGGCCGCAGGCUCCUGCUUAGCUCCGUCCGGUCACAGCUCAGUGUCCAGGCUCCAGCGGCCGCUCCACGUCCCCGGGUCCGCCGCCGCCUCUGCUCCCUGCCGGCGAUCAUGGCUAUCCGGGCCCGCGCUCUGUACGACUUCCGAGCCGAGAACCCGGGCGAGGCGUCUCUGCGGGAGUCGGAGGUGCUGAGCCUGUGCAGCGAGCAGGACAUCGAGGGCUGGCUGGAGGGAGUGAACAGCAGCGGGGAGCGGGGGCUCUUCCCUGCCUCCUAUGUGGAGAUCGUCCGGGGAGAAGUGGCCGGUCCCCCUCCUCCUCCUCCGCCGCCGCCUCCACCUUCAGCAGACUCCCGCUACGCUAACCUGCCCCCCGGCGGGUACGAGCCUGCGGUGGCGCCCCCUAGCUGCCAGAGCUUCUCGUACUCCGGGGCCCGGCCCGCCGCCCUCCAGUACCAGCACAGCCAGCCCAGCGAUGACGACUGGGACGACGAGUGGGACGACAGCAGCUCCACAGCCGCGGAUGAGGCCCCGGCCCCUGGUUACUAUGGAGGCGGUUUCCAUGACUACGACAGCAGCAGGUACCGGUUGUCAACCCCUGGCUCCUACUCUACCACCACCUCAUCCACCACCACCUCAUCCCAGGCCGCCAAGGGCACUGCCACCGUUGGCCGCAACCUCAACCGCUUCUCUGCUUUCGUGAAGAGCGGUGGCGAGGCGUUUGUGCUUGGGGAGGUGGCGGGUUUUGUUCGGGAUGGGGACAAGCUGUGUGUGGUGCAGGGUCCACAUGGGCCAGAGUGGCAAGAGAACCCCUACCCCUUUGGUUGCACCAUAGAUGAACCCACCAAACAGACCAAGUUCAAAGGCAUGAAGAGCUACAUCUCCUACCGCCUGCUGCCGAGCCACACCGGCCUGCAAGUCCACCGCCGCUACAAGCACUUCGACUGGCUUUACGCCCGACUGUUGGUGAAGUUCCCGGUCAUCUCCAUACCCCGCAUCCCUGAGAAACAAGCCACUGGCCGCUUUGAGGAGGACUUUAUCUCCAAGCGGCGGAAAGGCCUGCUGUGGUGGAUGGAUCAUAUGUGCAGCCACCCUGUGCUAUCCCGCUGUGAUGCGUUCCAGCACUUCCUCACCUGCUCAGAUGAGAAAGCAUGGAAACAAGGCAAGCGGAAGUGUGAGAAGGAUGAGAUGGUUGGGGCCAACUUCUUCUUGACCCUCAGCACCAUGCCCGGUGCCCCUGUACUGGAGGUGCAAGAAGUAGAGGCCAAACUGGACGCCUUCAAGUCAUUUGCCAAAAGGAUGGAUGAAGGAGUCCUCUUUCUCAACCAGACAGUUGGGGAGUUUGCCCGAAAGCAAGCCUCAGGCUUCAAGAAAGAGUACCAGAAGGUGGGAAUGGCCUUCAAGGGAUUAGGUCAGGCCUUUGAGAUUGAUCAGCAGCCCUUUUCUGGUGGACUGAACCAGGCGAUGUCUUUUACGGCGGACGCCUAUGAUGCCAUUGGGGAAAUGUUUGCUGAACAGCCUCGCCAGGACUUGGAUCCCAUCAUGGACUUGCUAGCAGUGUAUCAGGGUCAUCUGGCCAACUUCCCUGACAUCAUCCACGUCCAGAGAGGGGCACUGGCCAAAGUCCGCGAAAGCAAGAAGCACAUUGAAGAAGGCAAGAUGGAGCCGCAAAAAGCUACCGAAAUCCAAGAACGCUGUAACGUUAUCACCUACGCCACCCUGGCCGAAAUCCAACAUUUUCACAAAAUCCGCGUGCGGGACUUCAAGUCACAAAUGCAGCAUUACUUACAGCAACAAAUUAUCUUCUUCCAAAAAGUGACGCUAAAGUUGGAGGAGGCGCUACAGAAAUACGACACGGCCUAGUCUUCCCAUCUGAGAACCCUGAACUUUUUCUUCUCCUCGUUUUUGGGAGGUCUAAAACUUUGGGCGGGUUUUUUUGUCACCCCCUUCCGCAAAGAUUUAAGCAACCUGUUGCCAAUAAUUGGCGGUGGUACACGAAUGGUCGUACAUUUAUUUUUUAGUAUACUGUGAGCAAAAGAGGGAAAAAAAAAAAAUGGAUUCGUAAUCCGCAUAGACCCAGCAUAGCAAAUCUAUAUUUAAAUUCUAUUAUGUAUGCUUACACUACCGUCGUACCUUGGCUCUGGAGGAUAGGGUACGCCGUUUGCCUUACCAUUGAACUCUGUCACCGAGUGUACUCUGACGGGGCUACGUUACCUACGAGAUGACGUCAUCAGUUGCCUUUUUUUUUUUUGUUUUUUUCAAGCAUUCUGGAUUUAACCAAAUCCUCUGUUUACAGAACUUUUACUUGAGCAAUUUUUCAAUCCGUGUGCCUUCCCGAACUUUUUUUUUUUUUUUAAUAAUAAAUUCAUAUUUUACCACAGGAGAGGAAUGCAUCUGAUGUAACAUUACACCCAGUGUUACCUUCCUAUAUAAAACGUUUGCACGUACUGUACUAACAGAGGUGCACCACCAAUGAGGCCAGGUGAGGAGAUCGCCUCAGGCAGCACCAGUUACGGGCAAGAAGGGGGUCAGCCAAAGGGGCA
Bufo bufo (common toad) is the source of this 2871-nucleotide messenger RNA. RefSeq names its product sorting nexin 18 (gene SNX18). Gene Ontology annotation, molecular function: protein binding; phosphatidylinositol binding. The coding region runs from base 107 to 2191 and encodes 694 amino acids. Gene Ontology annotation, biological process: cleavage furrow formation; plasma membrane tubulation; endocytosis. The transcript has 2 exons. Gene Ontology annotation, cellular component: plasma membrane; cytoplasmic vesicle. The record is from RefSeq and is a predicted model, not a curated record. Lineage: Eukaryota; Metazoa; Chordata; Amphibia; Anura; Bufonidae.